This is a messenger RNA of Saitoella complicata NRRL Y-17804, 610 nucleotides long. Its product is annotated as ARF/SAR superfamily. The transcript is spliced from 4 exons. The record is from RefSeq and is a predicted model, not a curated record. Gene Ontology annotation, biological process: vesicle-mediated transport; intracellular protein transport. The coding region runs from base 19 to 564 and encodes 181 amino acids. Lineage: Eukaryota; Fungi; Ascomycota; Saitoellomycetes; Saitoellales; Saitoellaceae. Gene Ontology annotation, cellular component: plasma membrane; cytoplasm. Gene Ontology annotation, molecular function: GTP binding; GTPase activity.
AAUCAAAAGCAUACCACAAUGGGUCUUUCUAUCUCAAAAUUGUUGCAGGGGUUAUUCGGGAAGAAGGAGAUGAGGAUUUUGAUGGUCGGAUUGGACGCCGCUGGUAAGACCACCAUUCUCUACAAGCUCAAGCUCGGUGAGAUCGUCACCACUAUUCCUACAAUCGGUUUCAACGUCGAGACCGUCGAAUAUAAGAACAUCUCCUUCACCGUCUGGGACGUUGGAGGUCAAGACAAGAUCCGUCCUCUCUGGCGACACUACUUUCAAAACACCCAAGGUAUCAUCUUCGUUGUCGACUCCAACGACCGCGAGCGUGUUACCGAGGCCCGCGAAGAGUUGCAGCGUAUGCUCAACGAGGAUGAGUUGAGGGAUGCUCUUCUGUUGGUGUUUGCGAACAAGCAGGAUUUGCCUAAUGCUAUGUCUGCGGCGGAGAUUACGGAUAAGCUGGGCUUGCACAGUUUGAGGCAGAGGUUGUGGUAUAUUCAGGCUACUUGUGCGACGAGCGGUGAUGGUUUGUAUGAGGGUUUGGAGUGGUUGUCGACGAACUUGAGGAAGAAGCAGUAAACGCUCAGCGUUACGAAUCGAAUCGAAAGAAUCUCUUACCCCCACC